AUGGAAGAGAAUGUGUUCAGCGUGCAGCAGAUCCAGCCCAACGUCAUCUCGGUGAGGCUCUUCAAGCGCAAGGUGGGCGGCCUCGGCUUCCUGGUGAAGGAGCGCGUCAGCAAACCGCCCGUCAUCAUCUCGGACCUGAUCCGGGGCGGGGCCGCCGAGCAGAGUGGCCUCAUCCAGGCUGGGGACAUCAUUCUAGCCGUCAAUGGCAGGCCCCUGGUGGACAUGAGCUAUGAGACGGCGCUGGAGAUCCUGAGAAGCAUCGCCUCCGAGACCUACGUGGUCCUCAUCCUGCGCGGCCCCGAGGGCUUCACCACUCACCUGGAGACCACUUUUACGGGCGACGGGACGCCCAAAACCGUCCGUGUCACCAGACCCCUGUGCCCGGCUCCGAAGGCGGUUGACUUGUCCAACCCAAGCGUUCCCGGCAAAGAGCAGCCACUGCCAGCAGCCAUGGGAUCGCUGUGGACCAGGGAAAUGGGGAAGGAGGUGCAGCCCAUGGUCCACGUUAACGGCGUCGUUCCCGGCAGCAAAGAGCCGGACGCCGGCAAGGGCAAGGACAAGGACGGGGCUUGUGGUCACUCCUGUCUCAACGGCGGCGUGGAAGACAACGAGCUGCUCAAAGAGAUCGAGCCCGUCCUGGACCUGCUGAAGAGCAGCAGUAAGGACAGCGAUGGAGAUGCGCCCUCCAAGGUAGAGACACGGGAUAUAGAAGUCCAGGUGGACUGUUUCAGGGAAGGGGAGAACAACCCCCAGAAAGCUUUGCCGGCUCGGAUGGAGAACGAUCGUGUCCUGGGGGACCUGUGGGGGAAGAGCAACGUCCCCGUGGUCCUGAACAACCCCUACUCCGAAGCAGAGCAGCCGCCGCCAGCCGGGCGCCAAUCCCCGACCAAGAACGGGAGCCCUUCCAAAUGCCCUCGCUUUGUGAAAAUCAAGAACUGGGAGACGGGCUCCGUGCUCCACGACACCCUGCACCUCAAGACUGCCAUGGCCACGGCGUGCACGGAGCAGAUCUGCAUGGGCUCCGUGAUGACCCCCAGCCCCCACAUCCGCAAGUCAGAGGACACCAGGACCAAGGAGGAGGUGCUGCUCCUGGCCAAGGACUUCAUUGACCAGUACUACUCCUCCAUAAAGAGAUCCGGCUCCAAGGCCCACAUGGAGAGGCUGGAGGAGGUGACCAAGGAGAUUGAGGCCACCGACACCUACCAGCUGCGGGACACGGAGCUGAUCUACGGAGCCAAGCACGCCUGGAGGAACGCGGCACGGUGCGUGGGCAGGAUCCAGUGGUCCAAGCUGCAGGUGUUCGAUGCCCGGGACUGCACCACAGCCCAUGGGAUGUUCAAUUACAUCUGCAACCACAUCAAGUACGCCACCAACAAGGGGAACCUCAGGUCUGCCAUCACCAUCUUCCCGCAGCGCACGGACAGCAAGCACGACUUCCGCAUCUGGAACGCGCAGCUGAUCCGCUACGCCGGCUACAAGCAGCCCGACGGCACCGUCCUGGGGGACCCCGCCAACGUGGAGCUGACCGAGAUCUGCAUCCAGCAAGGCUGGAAGGCUCCGUACGGGCGCUUCGAUAUCCUGCCCCUGCUCCUCCAGGCCAACGGCAACGACCCUGAGCUCUUUGAAAUCCCACCAGAGCUCGUGCUGGAAGUGCCCAUCCGACACCCCAAGUUUGAGUGGUUUAAAGACCUGGGCCUGAAGUGGUACGGGCUGCCAGCCGUUUCCAACAUGCUCCUGGAGAUCGGGGGCUUGGAGUUCUCCGCCUGCCCCUUCAGUGGCUGGUACAUGGGCACGGAGAUCGGCGUCCGCGACUACUGCGACAACUCCCGCUACAACAUCCUGGAGCAAGUGGCCAAGAAAAUGAACCUGGAUAUGAGGAAAACGUCCUCGCUGUGGAAGGACCAGGCCCUGGUGGAGAUCAACAUCGCUGUGCUCUACAGCUUCCAGAGUGACAAGGUGACCAUCGUGGAUCACCACUCGGCCACCGAGUCCUUCAUCAAGCACAUGGAGAACGAGUACCGGUGCCGGGGGGGCUGUCCCGCCGACUGGGUCUGGAUUGUCCCGCCCAUGUCGGGCAGCAUCACCCCCGUGUUCCACCAGGAGAUGCUCAACUACCGCCUGACGCCCUCCUUUGAGUACCAGCCGGACCCCUGGAACACCCACGUCUGGAAAGGGGUCAAUGGGACACCCACCAAGAAGAGAGCCAUUGGUUUUAAGAAGCUGGCAAAGGCUGUGAAGUUCUCAGCCAAGCUGAUGGGCCAAGCCAUGGCCAAGAGGGUCAAGGCCACCAUCCUGUACGCCACGGAAACGGGGAAGUCCCAGGUCUAUGCAAAAACCCUGUGUGAGAUCUUCAAACACGCCUUUGAUGCCAAGGUGAUGUCCAUGGACGAGUACGACGUGGUGCACCUGGAGCACGAGACCAUGGUCCUGGUGGUCACCAGCACCUUUGGCAACGGGGACCCACCUGAGAAUGGAGAGAAAUUUGGCUGUGCAUUAAUGGAGAUGAAGAAUCCCAACUCCAACCUGGAGGAGAGGAAGAGCUACAAGGUCCGGUUCAACAGCGUCUCCUCCUACUCGGACGCACGGAAAUCCUCCAGUGAUGGCCCUGACUCCAGGGACAACUUCGAGAGCACGGGGCCCCUGGCAAACGUCAGGUUCUCCGUGUUCGGGCUGGGCUCCCGGGCUUACCCCCACUUCUGCGCCUUCGCCCGCGCCGUGGACACGCUCCUGGAGGAGCUGGGGGGAGAGAGGAUCCUCCGCAUGGGAGAAGGGGAUGAGCUCUGUGGCCAGGAGGAAUCCUUCAGGACCUGGGCCAAGAAGGUCUUCAAGGCAGCGUGUGACGUGUUCUGCGUGGGGGACGACGUCAACAUCGAGAAAGCCAACAACUCCCUGAUCAGCAACGACCGCAGCUGGAAGAGGAGCAAGUUCCGCCUGACCUACGUGGCUGAGGCCCCGGAGCUCACACAAGGACUGUACAGCAUCCACAAAAAACGCGUCUAUGCAGCCCGGCUCCUCACGCGCCAGAACCUGCAGAGCCCCAAGUCCAGCCGCCUGACGAUUUUCCUGCGCCUGCACACCAACGGGCACCAGGAGCUGCAGUACCAGCCCGGGGACCACCUGGGCGUCUUCCCGGGCAACCACGAGGACUUGGUCAAUGCCCUCAUAGACAGGCUUGAGGAUGCCCCUCCGACCAACCAGCUGGUGAAGGUGGAGCUGCUGGAGGAGAGGAACACAGCUCUAGGUGUCAUCAGCAACUGGACAGACGAGAACCGUGUCCCACCCUGCACCAUCUUCCAGGCCUUCAAGUACUACCUGGACAUCACCACGCCUCCCACCCCGCUGCUGCUGCAGCAGUUUGCUCUGCUGGCCACCAGUGACAAGGAGAAGAAACGUCUGCAGGUCCUCAGCAAGGGCUUGCAGGAGUACGAGGAGUGGAAGUGGUCCAAGAACCCCACGAUCGUGGAGGUGCUGGAGGAGUUCCCCUCGGUGCAGAUGCCCUCCACGCUGCUGCUCACCCAGCUGCCCCUCCUGCAGCCUCGCUACUACUCCAUCAGCUCGUCCCCGGAGAUGUACCCAGGAGAGGUGCACCUCACCGUGGCUGUGGUGUCCUACCGCACCCGAGAUGGAGAGGGACCAAUCCACCACGGAGUGUGCUCCUCGUGGCUCAGUCGGAUCCAGACGGAUGAAGUGGUGCCCUGCUUUGUACGAGGUGCCCCCGGGUUCCACCUGCCCCAGGACCCCCAGGUGCCCUGCAUCCUCAUCGGCCCCGGCACCGGCAUCGCCCCUUUCCGGAGCUUCUGGCAGCAGCGGCUCUUCGACAUCCAGCACAAAGGGCUGAAGCCCUGUCCCAUGGUGCUGGUGUUUGGCUGCCGGCAGUCCAGGAUCGAUCACAUCUACAAGGAGGAGACGCUCUUUGCCAAAGCCCAGGGUGUCUUCAGAGAGCUGUACACGGCCUAUUCCCGGGAACCCGACAAACCAAAGAAAUACGUGCAGGACGUGUUACAGGAGCAGCUGGCCCAGACCGUGUUCAAAGCACUGAAGGAGCAGGGAGGCCACAUCUACGUCUGCGGGGAUGUCACCAUGGCCGGGGACGUCCUCAAGGCCGUGCAGCUCAUCGUGAGGCAGCAGGGCCAGCUGUCGGCCGAGGAGGCAGGAGCCUUCCUCAGCAAGCUGCGGGAUGACAGCCGGUACCACGAGGAUAUUUUUGGAGUCACCCUGCGCACGUACGAGGUGACAAACCGCCUUAGAUCCGAGUCCAUCGCGUUCAUCGAGGAGAGCAAAAAAGACACGGAUGAGGUUUUCUGCUCCUAACUGGACCCUUCUCCCCCAGGGGAUGCCAAACCAGUCCCAGCACCUGCUGCCCCCUCCAGCUGGAGGGCACUGGGUUUUGUAUUUCACGGACACGGUGGCUCCUUUCCCAGGGGAACUGCCCAUGGAAAGCACUCUGUCUCUCGUCCUGUUGUCGUGUCCCGAUGAUGAUGAUGAUGAUGAUGAUGACUUUUAUUUCCUUUCCUUCCUCCUUCUCUUGCUCUUGUCCUGUGGCCAUUUCUUUUCACCUCCUUCCCCGUCCCUGGAUUUCCCUACUGGAGUUCGAUGGCUUUAUAACCUGCAGUGGCUCUUUUCAGAAUUCCACACUUCCCCUCCUUCCCAUGAGGGCAUUUUGCAGCUGCAUGAAAUCGCCACCUUUGUGAUCAUUUUUGGGAGUUUCUGGGGGUGAGCAGAGGUGGCAGGGGCUGGGCAAUGGCGAGGUCUUGUUCCUUGUCCAGAGCUGGGGGUUGUUCCUGCCAGGCUCCCUCUUUCCCCAGCUCGGGGCUUGGCUGAAUCCUUGUGUUUUCGUGGCUUUUCUCUGGAUUUGGACAAACCUAGGCACAUGCCCGAGGCUGGGGGCAGAUGAUGGGCAAUUCCCUUGAAUUUUAUUCAUCCCCAAGCAGCCUGGGUACAGCUGUGUGAUUUUUGAUCUGAUUUAUGUGUCACGAUUCCUCCUAAACGGGCCCUGCUUUGUCUCUCUUCUCCUGCUCUCUUUUCCUGCUCCCUGUGAGCCUCUCCUUUUGCUCAGUCCCAACUUGUGCUGGCUUGGAAGUUCUCCCGCAAGCUCUGAACACACAGGCUGAUGUGCAGGCCAAGGAAAAGCUCCUGGCAGUGACUUCUCCAGGGGAUUUUCCAGGGAAUAUUUGAUCUGCAGCCACGCUGAGGGCCUGGCUGCACCCAGAGCUUUGCACACUCUGAUCCCUCUCCCAGGUGAGCCUGGAAAGCCACGAGGAUGGGACAGAAGCAGCUCCCAGCUGCCAGAGGGAACAAAGGCAGCACUUGGAGGGGGAUGGGGGCUCCAGGUCUUUGGCGAGGAUGUGCCAACAGAGGAAUCGUGAAAUCCCAGAGCCAGCAGCCCUUAGCAUAUCUCGUGAGCACUUCUGGGACAGCAGACCCCAGCCCCUUCCACAUUUUAGGGAGCAGAAAGUGCCACCGUGGAGCCGCCUGCCUGCCAAGAGAGACGUGUGUGGCGUUUUGGGGGUGAGCCAGGUCCCUCUGUGCCACCUGCCAGUGGCAUGAGCUGUCUCAGCCAGGACACCUCCUGUGAGAAGGGAGGUGAGAUCAGCUGCAAAGGUGCUGGGCUCUGACACGCUCACACCUCAGCCUGCUGCAAGAACCUGGCCCCAAAAGCAAUUUGUUAACACAACCACAGAAAGGUUGGAGGAACCAGAAAACCUCUAACAGAGAAAAGCUGUCUGCAAGGGAAAGCAAACCUGACCUUGUGUGUCCUUCCUCCUGCUGCACCCUGAAGAAUCACAGAGCAUUCUGAAUUGGAAGGGACCCACAAGGAUCAAGCCCAGCUCCUGAGUGGAUGGCCCACCCAGGGAUUGAACCUCGGCGUUUUUAGCACCAGGCUCUGCCCAGCUGAGCCCAUCCCAGGCUUGUCCUCCCUCACUGCCACCACCAGGACAGCAGGACACGGCCACAGCUCCUGCUGGAGCCAGGGAUGCAGGGUUGGCAUCGUGAGGUGGCAGCUGCUGAUCCUCCCCUCCUGCCCUGCUGUGCCCAGCUGUGCUUGGAUAUCCUGGAUGGAGCCGAGCACCAGAACUGCUGAUGGCACAGGGAUUGCCCAGGAGCUUUCACAGGCCUGAGAUCACCUGCCCUGAGCUAAAGGCAGCACAGAAACAGCUGCAGGAGCUCUGCUGCUCUCCCAGCCCAUGGAACAAGCCCCAGUGUCUCAGGCUGUGCUGUUAUUCCCACCCUCAGCCACAAUCUCCUGCCCACUCCUGCCCCGUCUCCGUGGGCUGUGGCACCUGCUGCAGCUUCGAUUCCCUGAAUCCCUGAAGCAUCUCCAGCCCAAAAUCCAGGAGCAGACGGCUCCAGGCACCGGGAGAAUUUGAGAUUCAGGUCCGCGGGUGCCAGCUGAGCAUCCAACACGGGAUAAAACGAACAAAUGCUGCCACGGUGUGGCCAGAGCUGAGCUGGCAGGGCUGGGACGCGCGGCCGGCUCUGUGGCACUGCCUCGGCACUUGGUGACCUGGAGGGGAAAGCUGGAGAGCGCGGAGGAAAGGACAGCCCGCCGGAAUCCCAGGGCAGGCAGUGGGAUGGGAGAGCUGGGUCCCUUGGCUUGGGAUGUGUGAGUUUGGGAGAGGUCCUCUCUGGGAGAAAACUCCCUGGCUCCAGAGCUGGGAACACGCAGCAAGCUUGGCCUUGACCCCCAUCCUGGGGCUGCAGAAACAAAAUGAAAACCAGGAAGGAAAUCAGAAAGAAAAUCAAACUCAUCCUCUUCUUUUGAGAAAUUCUAGCUCUGGCUUUGUGCUCUGGUCCUCCUUUAGAAGAAGGGAAGAUGCAACCUGACGAGGAGGAGGAGGAGGUAAUGCCCAAAGAACCAUCUCUGUCCUCUUCCCAGCUCCCGCCGUGGUGCUGGCAGGGUUUCCCUCCUGUCCUGCCUCCUGCCUGCCCUGCUGUACCAUCUCCUACCUGCAGCCCGUGCCUGAGCUGCAUUAUCUUGCUUUUCCUGCAUCCCAAAGCUCAUCACCUCCGUCCCCCCUGCCAGGGGAGGAGCAGGGCAGCACAGCCCUCCUCCCCCGGCUCUGCAGAGGGUCUGGGCAGGCAGGCAGAGCUCAGACACCGCCUGGCUGAGCCCUGCCGAGCCCUUGGAGGGGAAAUGCUGGUUUAAGGCUCCUUCCCUGGACCUGGAGCAGAAAUCCCCUCCCUGCCAUGAAGGUCCAUGAGGUUAAAGACCCCCGGGGCUCCGAGCUGCCUCUGCUCCUGCUCUGCUCACAAGCUGCACCACUGGGAAUUUUGAUUCGCUGUUUGCUGUUGAGUCAGUCUCAGACGUCUGAACUGCUCCCCUUCAUCCCCUCCACCUGCAGGGGCUUCGCACUCCCCUCGAGCUCCAUUUCCUCCCAUAGCAACAGGGGGAAGAAACUUGUGGAUGUGCUUUAUUAUUCCUGAGAUGUGGCUCUUCCAGCCUGGCCUCUGCUCGGCUCGCCGUGGCCUUUCUGACGUGCGGGUGUAGCCACAAAAUCUCUGCUGUGAACACAGAGCGAGGUGGGUCUGCCUUGCCCGGUGCCCUGAGCUGCUCCAGGGGUCACACACAGGGGCUCUGGGGCACUCGGGUGACAAAUCUGUCCCCUCUGGGUGCCUGCUGCCCCCUCCUGUGCUGGACCUGAUGGACCCAGCCUGGGCAGCGUCCCAGUCGCUCUCCCGAGGAUCUCCACCACCACCACCACCCCAGUUUGGAACAGCUCUGUUCCUUUUCACUCUCCAGGUGUUAAAGAGACUCUUCUCUGAACAGGUUUGAUUUUCAAGACACCACAAAGUGGGUUUUUUUACAAAGAUUUCACUUCCUAGGUCUUUCAAAUGUCCGCAGAGAGUAAUUACAUGGAUUUGAAAAGCCAGGGGGAAAGGUUCUGUGUUUUCCCACCCUGCUGUAUCCACCAGCAGGGAAAAACCAUUCAGUGCACGGGUAUCCAGUGCUGUGCUGUUGGUGAUUUCUGAGGUUUCAUCUCCUGGGAAGGGCUGCCUGGGAGUUUGUUGUUCUUCUGUUUAUGAGAGACAGCGGCAAAACAAUGAGACAACAGCAAAACAAUGAGACAACAGAAAAACAAUGAGACAUCUGCCACCAGGAGUGGCCUCACAGAGCUCUCACCUCCACAUCGUGGCCUGAGCUCGUUGCUCGAGAGGAGCUGAGCCAAACUGGCCAGAGAACGGGAUCUGGCUCUGGGCUGUGCACGCUCCCUGUCCCCUCUGUGCCUGUGUGUCCCCAGGGGGAGCAGGGACUGUGCCCACACCCUGAGCACGGGGCUCUGAGGGCUCUGAGGUGUCUGUGCACAGCCAGCAGUCCUGCAGCCGUGUGCUGGGCCAGGAGCCACAGCCUGCGGGGAGGACACGGGAACAGACAGGACAAUGCCCCCGUGGCCAGCCUGUGCCUGCUCCUUCCCUGUCGGAGUGUGAUUCCUGUCACCCCGUGCUGGCUGUUCCCCUGGGGAUCCCUCCCUGGCAGCCCUGCCUGCCCAGCUGGACGUGCAGGGGCUGGCUGGGCACGGAGCCACAGUGCCUUGUGCUGGGAAGGGAGCACGGCACUGCUCCUGCCUCGGGCUCCUUUUCCAGGGGUGGGGAAUCCCCCCUGGAUAACUGGGAGCAAAGCCAGCCCCAUCUCCCCGAGCUGGGGUUUCACAGGGGGUGGAGGUGGGGAUCACAGUGUGGGUGCAGGCUGGGGCUGUGAACUCUCCCACAUGCUGAGACCCCGUUCUGGUCAAACUGGGGGGAGAGGUCGUGUUUGUGCUCGAAGCCUCAUGGACUUGCACCAAGCCCAAGCCAAAGCUGCUGCCUCCUGACCACUGAAGCCAUUCCAUUGCCCCCUGAGGGUUCCCACCAUUUUUUGGAAGGAUGAUUUUAAUGCUCAAAACUCGAUUCUGCUCCUGCUUUCACUUGGGACUCGUUCUCAGCUUCAGAACUGCUCUGAUAACUCUGCAAUUGCGUUGGGAGUCCCUUCACAGAACAGAUGGAGACACAUUUCAGGACCAUUCAACUUUGCUGUAACUCCCUGUUUGUUAUAACAAUUCCUUCUGCCGUAACAGGGAGAGCAAAAUUUGGCCAGUGCUCUUGAAAAACUGAACUUGGAUACAAUUAGCCUGGAAUCCAAGUCCGCCCAGAUCCAAAAUGCCUUCCACACCUGCUGGCUUCAGUGGCACUGGGGAUUUUGGCAGCUUGCACAGCAGCAGCAGCAAUUUCAGAAUAUUUUUGCGUGUGUCAAUCUGCGCUUGCACGUGCCUGCAAUGCAUGGCUCCAGCAAUCCCUGGGAAAUCUCCCCUUUCCCAGGAAAAUCCCAGCUCCAGCUUCUUCCAUGUGGCCCUGUGUGCUCAGCAGGGAGUCAGGGGAGAGGGAGAAAGCUGCUGCUUUAAAGCACUUGGUUCCAGAGGUGAAACAGAAUUUAUGAGAGGUCAAAAUUAGCCCAGGGAAACUCGUGGCAUUUCCAAGCAUUGCCAUGCAGAUCCACCUUUUUUCUCCUGCUAGGAGAAGGAAGUAGACUGGCAAUUCCUGGCCUCCACCCCUACAGAUGUUUGGCUGUGAUGGAAAUUUGAGCCCUGGAAUCACAGGAGUAAAAUCCCAAGAGGUUGUGAGCUCAGAGCUGAGCAGUGGCAGCACCUCACUGCCAGGGCUGCUGCUCUCCUGCCUCACUCAUCCACGUCCUGCCUGGCCAGAUUUUGGGGAAGGAGGAGGGAGGAAGAGCCUCAAAGUGAGCAAAUCAGACCUGUGAGGCUGGCCCUGAGAAUUCCUGGUUUACCAGGAGCCUAUAGGCUGAAGUUUUGCAGCUAUUCCUCAUUGCUGUGGAGAGCAAUUGGGCAAGACUCCUGUAUCCAAAGCUUUCAGAGCUGUUCUGGAGCUGUGGAAAAGCAGGAACUGGGAUGCAGGGCAGCUCUCUGCAGGGCUGGUGCAGAAAUCUGGGAGGGGAAAACACCAGGCAAAGUAUUUUCCUUCCAGGGGCAUCCUUAAUACCUGGAAAAUUGAAAAUCUAAAUACUGGAAAAGUUGGUGUAAGAGAGGAACUAAUUCAAGGCUUCUUUUUGCUGCUUUGUUUUCAUGUGUUGGUUUUGGGGUGAGGAAAGCAAACAGAGAGCAAGCAGCCAGUGUAUCAAAUUUGGAUUAAAUCAAACUUUUUGUUCCUACAAUAACUACUGGCAGAGAUUUUUUAAAUUUAUCGAGGGCAACAAAACAGCCUUAAUUAACUGAGACAUUAAUGCUCCUUGCUUCUGAGCCUGCUUUUUUGUUCUCCUCUCCGUGUGAUCGUGGCAUGGAAUCCUAUCUUAAGAAAAGCCACUUCCCAGUAGCCCAGAGGAUGUUCAGGAGCAGGAGAUGGGGUUGGAGAAUCUCCCUGCGAGUGAGAUUCAGUGCAAGAUCCCUGCUUUGCCAAAACCCUACAAUAUAGGCAAAUCCCCACAGUUCCCAAGGUUGAAUUCCCAUGCUCUGCUGCCUCGAAAUGCCUUUAAAAACCCCGGGCUGUGUGUGCUUUGUGAGCAUGCUGCAGCUUUUCCAGAGUGCACACACAGUUCCCCAGGCAGAGGAUGAGCAGAGCAGGAUGACUUUCAGCUGGGACUCAUCGCUUUUUAGAUUGCACAGAGUUAAAAACACCACUUCUGCCAGCUGCCCGGGGAAUUUGAUGUUCAGUGCCAAUUAAAUUUUGUAAUAGGAGCAGGGAUUUAUCCCCUCGGCUCCCCCAGGCACCUUUAGUCGCAGACUCAAAGGUUGGGUUGGAGUUUUUCUUUUUCCAGUGGCCUUUUCCUGAAGAGCAGCAGUGCCAUGAUGAGGACGGGGACUGGGCUGGGGAAGGUGGCAGCUUUGGGGCAGGGAACUCCCAAAUUUUCCAUUGUAAACCCUUCAGAUGUGGGUAAAUCCUGCUGGGCUGGGUGGGGCUCCAAGCCCUGGCUGCUCCCUGCUCCCCUCACAGCCUCACGUCACUGUGCCUUCAUUCGCUCGAGGAAAUGAUGCCAAGAUUUGAGCCUGGCACUCUCGCUUUGCAUCCCACCCCACAGGUGAGUGUGGAGCAGGGGGAGCUCCUUUUGUAGCUGUUUUCUGUGUGAUCCCAGGGUAGGUUUGUGCUGAGGCCGCAGGGGUGGGGUGAGCCCGAGCUGUGUGUGAUCCUACCAGUGCUUUAAGCAGCCAGAAACGUGGUCCUUCCCCUACCUCCGAGCUCUCAAUGCUGCUAAAAUCUCUGCCAUUCGUCCCCCGUGCUCCAGCCCCUCUCAGACUGGCUCUGGCUCUGUUUGCAAGACAUCCUCGUUGUUCUGAAGCAUGCACCUCUCUCUGUAUAGUCCCAAACUUCUGAUUUUAUGGAAUACUUAUGCCUGUUUGCAUUACGGUCAAAAUAAAAAAAAGUGAA
Vidua chalybeata is the source of this 11352-nucleotide messenger RNA. It is a transcript of the gene NOS1, whose product is annotated as nitric oxide synthase 1. The record is from RefSeq and is a predicted model, not a curated record. Gene Ontology annotation, biological process: nitric oxide biosynthetic process. Gene Ontology annotation, molecular function: calmodulin binding; heme binding; NADP binding. The transcript has 28 exons. NCBI's taxonomy places the organism in Eukaryota, Metazoa, Chordata, Aves, Passeriformes, Viduidae. The coding region runs from base 1 to 4311 and encodes 1436 amino acids.